CUCAAGACCAGAAGAGGAAAAUGCUUAUCUUCACUGUCAUUGGCUGUAUACCACGUGACACUCCCGAAACGUUUAGGCAAAGAAUCUGUAAGAGAUUCUUUGGUUUUAGGCGCUAUUUCUGGUUUUUCGCCAACUGCAAUUGUGUUUCUCGCCAAUUGUUAGCGGUUUGUUUAAAUCAAGGAUAUUGCUUUUUUUUUAUUAUCAAAAUGGAUAUGUUUAAAUGUAAAUCUUGCAGUUCAUCUUUUUAUGCGAAAAGAUAUUUGAAAGCGCAUGAGAAGCGCAUGCACAAAGAAUACACGAAUUUAAAUAAUAAAGUUGCACCAUUUUCGUGUACGUAUUGUACGAAGCAAUUUUGUACAAAAAAUUCUUUAGCUAAACAUAGGAUACGUAUCCAUAAUAUAAGGCGAAGUAAUAUUAAAUGCGGCGAAGACGAAUGCCGGGAACUAUUUUCUACUACAGGAGAUUUAAGAUCUCACUUAGAGACUUGCCAUAAUUACAGCAAUAUGACCAAAUGUAUAAAACUGGAGUUUCAAAAAAAGCAAGACUUUUAUUCAUGGCUAUCGGAUGAAGAAAGAAAAACAAAGACUCAUUUUGUGGUAGAUUCAUCUGGGCAGAAACAUAAAAAUUACACCAGGACGCUGUUUUGCUGUAAUAGAAGUGGGACAUACAAAGCAAAAGGCAAAGGUGAAAGACAGCUAAAAGCACAAGGGACUUCCAAAACAGGUUUCUCUUGCACAGCUACUGUCAUACUAAAAGAUUUUGGCAAUCGUUUUGAAGCUGUAUAUUUUAAAGAACAUUACAAGCAUGAAAAAUCCCUUUGUCAUCUCCCUAUUCCUAAACAAGAAAAGCAAAGUAUAGCAGGCAAGUUAUGUGUUAGACCGUAUUUUGAUUGUAUUAAUUUCUCUUAAAUAAAACUAUAAUUACUUAUGCAGUUGGAGCCUUUCUAGCUGUCAUUAAUAUACAGGUGGUUCAAAAUUCCAAAAGUGAAUGAAUUUUAAUAUUAAUGAAGUUGAUAACGAAAAUCAUUCAUGGAAAAUUCAGAUUGGGAGAGAAACACGCGAGUGUGAAAUUUAAAAUUAGGCUUAACAGCAGACUUAAUUUGCAUAGAUUUUAAAUAAAAUUAUCAGCUUUGAGGACAAUCAGACACAGGUAUCUCUUCAGGAGUACAAAACUUUUGCAAAAUGGAAGGAGUGGGUAGAGCAAAGUAAAGAUGAACGUAACACUGUCUGCUGUGGAAAAUAAUAAUGAAGCAUGUAAAACCAAGAUAUUAUAAUUCUAAAUGUGUUAUGAAGGAAUUAAC
Stegodyphus dumicola is the source of this 1300-nucleotide messenger RNA. RefSeq names its product telomere zinc finger-associated protein-like. NCBI's taxonomy places the organism in Eukaryota, Metazoa, Arthropoda, Arachnida, Araneae, Eresidae. The record is from RefSeq and is a predicted model, not a curated record.